Molecule: messenger RNA, 686 nt
Organism: Neurospora crassa OR74A
Lineage: Eukaryota; Fungi; Ascomycota; Sordariomycetes; Sordariales; Sordariaceae
Product: NADH-ubiquinone oxidoreductase complex 1/LYR family protein
Exons: 3
Coding region: 171-482 (103 amino acids)
Biological process (GO): respiratory electron transport chain
Cellular component (GO): mitochondrion
Source: RefSeq, a predicted model, not a curated record
CGGACUUUCCUCUUUAUCAACACCAACCAACACCAUCAUCAUUGGAUGCAAUGUAAACACUCAUCAUUUACACCACCAACUACCCUUACAAAAUAACCGGCAUUUUAUUUUUUAUUCCAAAAUCACCUGUAAACCCCAGUUACUUGACCCUUCAGUAACAAUACCCAACAAUGGCCCUCCCACCACCUAACCCCGUCCUCCGUCGCCAAGUCAUCCAAUUGUACAAAGAACUCCUCCACAUGGGCAAAGAAUACCCCCAAGGCUACGACUACUUCCGCCCCCGCCUGCACCGCGCCUUCAUGUCCAAGUCUGGCCUGCGCGACGAAGGGGAGAUCAAGCAGGCGAUUGCCACGGCGCAGUUUGUGCAAAAGGAGUUGCAGGCUUUAUAUUAUCUCAAGAAAUACCGAACGUUGAAGAAACAGUACUAUGAAGUGGGGGAACCACAGGCUGCUUUUGGGGGAGUAUCAUCAGGUUUGAGAUAAAGGGUUAGUGUGCUGAUUCGUGCUAGUUAUACCUCUACAUACGUGUGAAGGAAGGAAACUUGUAUUCUUUAAAGUGCGAUGCGAUGGCCUGGGAUCUCUUCAGGUGUCAGUCGAACUACCUCUAGAGCUCCCGAAAAUAUACACAUGACAGUGGUGUCAUCGGAUAUGAGCAAAGUUUUGGACUCGAAAUAAAGGGAUCUUGAU